CUCUAGGUAGACUCGUCCCCUGAAAGAUGGUGACCCUCUCCUGAGAAGCAGGACCUCUAGGGACGAGACCAGGCCUUCUCUGAGGAGAAUAUGAAAGUGUUACUCAGACUUGUUGGUUUGAUAGCUCUAUUGAUUUCUUCUCUAGGGGCUGAUAGAUGUGAGGAACGUGAAGGGAAAAUAAUUUUAUUUUCAUCUGCAAAUGAGCUUGAUGUUCGUUCCUGUCCUCUCAACCCAAAUGAAAGCAGAGGCACUAUCACUUGGUAUAAAAAUGAUAGCAAGACACCUGUAUCUACAGACCAAAACUCCAGGAUUCAUCAGUACAAAGACAGACUUUGGUUUGUUCCGGCUAAGGUAGAGGAUUCGGGACGUUACUAUUGUGUAGUAAGAAAUUCAUCUCACUGCCUCAAAAUUAACAUCACUGCAACAUUUGUGGAGAACGAGCCAAACUUGUGCUACAGUUCACAAGCUAUCUUUACACAGAGGCUACCCAUUGCAGGAGAUGGAGGACUUGUGUGCCCUUAUAUGGAAUUCUUUAAAGAUGAAAAUAAUGAGUUUCCCAAAAUUCAAUGGUAUAAGGAUUGUAAACCUCUACUUCUUGACAAUGUACACUUCAGUGGCGUCAUGAAUAAGCUCAUUGUGAUGAAUGUGGCUGAAGAGCACAGAGGAAACUAUACUUGUCAAGCAUCCUACGCAUACUUGGGAAAGCAAUAUCCGAUUACCCGGGCAAUAGAAUUUAUUACUGUAGAGGAAAAUAGGCCUGUGCGACCUGUGUUUGUAAGUCCAGCUAAUGAGACAAUGGAAGUCAACUUGGGAUCCCAUAUACAGCUGAUUUGUAAUGUUACUGGCCAGUUGAGUGAUGUUGUCUACUGGAAGUGGAAUGGGUCAGUAAUUGAUGAAGAUGAUCCAGUGCUGGUGGAAGACUAUGAUUCUGUGGAAAAUCCUGCCAACAAAAGAAGGAGUACACUCAUCACAGUGCUUAAUAUCACAGAAGUCAAAAGUAGAUUUUAUCUGUAUCCAUUCAUCUGCUUAGCCAAGAGUACAGCUGCCAAAAGUGAAGCAUAUGUACAAUUAAUACAUCCAAUACCCAAUUUCCAGAACCACGUGAUUGGUGCAUUUCUCACGUUAGCAGUUGUAAUUACAUGCUCUGUUUUCAUUUAUAAAAUCUUCAAGGUUGACAUUGUACUUUGGUACAGGGAUUCCUGUUAUGGUUUUUACUCUCCCAAAGCUUCAGACGGAAAGACCUAUGAUGCAUAUAUACUAUAUCCAAAGGCCCUUGGGGAAGGGUCCACCUCUAACUCAGAUAUUUUUGUGUUUAAAGUCUUGCCCGAGGUCUUGGAAAAACAGUGUGGAUAUAAGCUGUUCAUUUAUGGAAGGGAUGACUAUGUUGGAGAGGACAUUGUUGAGGUCACUAAUGAAAACAUAAAGAAAAGCAGAACGCUAAUUAUCAUUUUAGUCAGAGGAACAUCAGACUUCGACUGGCUGGGUAGUUCAUCUGAAGAGCAAAUAGCGAUGUAUAAUGCUCUCAUUCAGGAUGGAAUUAAAGUUGUCCUGCUUGAGUUGGAGAAAAUCCAAGACUAUGAGAAAAUGCCAGAAUCCAUUAAGUUCAUUAAACAGAAACAUGGGGCCAUCCGCUGGCCGGGGGACAUUACAGCCGGACCGCAGUCUGCAAAAACAAGGUUUUGGAAGAACGUCAGGUACCACAUGCCAGUCCAGCGACAGUUACCGCCAUCCAAACACCAGUUAAUGUCCCCAGCCACUAGGCCAGACUCUAUGAAGAAACCACAGAGAGAGAUUCAUGUGCCUCUCAGGUAGCAUGGGGAAGCUG
Molecule: messenger RNA, 1825 nt
Organism: Carlito syrichta (Philippine tarsier)
Lineage: Eukaryota; Metazoa; Chordata; Mammalia; Primates; Tarsiidae
Gene: IL1R1
Product: interleukin 1 receptor type 1
Exons: 11
Coding region: 91-1812 (573 amino acids)
Biological process (GO): signal transduction; regulation of inflammatory response
Molecular function (GO): interleukin-1, type I, activating receptor activity
Source: RefSeq, a predicted model, not a curated record